UGAAGAACAGAAAAGCUCACUGGGAGUGGUGCGGACAUUGUGCAAUAUGCGAAUAGGACACGUUUUGUGCGCUCUUGUUGCCUGUGUGGAGUAAUAAUGCAGCUGCUCACAGACCCUGUUGCUGACCUCCAUGAAGUGUUCCAUCUCAGAUAAAGUCGGACAGACACUGUAAACGGAUACUGGGAACACAUACAGGACAAACCCGCAGAAUAAGAGUGUGACUGUAAUACUGGAGGAGAGAUGGGGAACGCUGGGAGUAUGAACCAACACACGGACCCCCGAGGACACCACAUGCCCCUCAAACUGCCCAUGCCCGAGCCGGCGGAGCUGGAGGAGAGAUUUGCGCUCGUUCUGAACUCAAUGAACUUGCCUCCAGACAAAGCAAGAUUACUACGGCAGUACGACAAUGAGAAGAAAUGGGAACUCAUUUGCGAUCAGGAACGAUUCCAGGUGAAGAAUCCUCCUCACACAUAUAUCCACAAGUUACAGAGUUAUCUUGACCCGGCCGUGACCAGAAAGAAGUUCAGGAGGAGAGUUCAGGAGUCGACGCAGGUCCUGCGGGAGCUGGAAAUCUCAUUACGAACCAAUCACAUCGGGUGGGUGCGGGAGUUCCUGAAUGAGGAGAAUAAGGGUUUGGAUGUGUUGGUGGAGUAUCUUUCGUUUGCACAGUAUGCUGUCACGUAUGAUGGUGACAGUUCUGAGAACAGCACAGAUAACUCGGUGGAUAAAUCUAAAGCCUGGAGUCGAUCGAUUGAAGAUCUGCAUGGAGGAAACAGCCUCUCAUCAGGUGUCACAGGCAACAGCAUCUCCAGAACCAGCAGACAUUCAACGUUAAGGUCUAAUAAUACGUUAUCCAGCCGGAGGACAUUGAAGAAUUCCAGAUUAGUCUGUAAGAAAGACGAUGUUCACGUGUGCAUCAUGUGCCUACGAGCAAUCAUGAACUACCAGUAUGGCUUCAACAUGGUCAUGUCUCACCCUCAUGCUGUGAAUGAAAUUGCACUGAGUCUGAACAAUAAGAAUCCCAGGACUAAAGCUCUGGUGCUGGAGCUGCUGGCCGCCGUGUGCCUGGUUCGAGGAGGUCAUGAGAUCAUUCUCUCAGCUUUUGAUCAUUUUAAAGAGGUGUGUUCAGAAGAUCAGCGGUUUGAGAAACUCAUGGAGCAUUUCAAGAAUGAAGAUAAUAAUAUCGACUUCAUGGUUGCCUGUAUGCAGUUCAUUAACAUCGUGGUUCAUUCUGUGGAAGACAUGAAUUUUAGAGUGCACUUACAGUACGACUUCACAAAGCUUGGCUUGGACGAAUAUCUGGACAAACUGAAGCACACCGAGAGUGACAAACUGCAUGUGCAGAUUCAAGCGUACCUGGAUAACGUGUUCGAUGUCGGGGCUCUGUUGGAGGACGCCGAGACCAAGAACGCAGCGCUGGAGAGAGUGGAGGAACUAGAGGAGAACAUGUCUCAUCUGACAGAGAAGUUACAGGACACAGAGAAUGAGGCGAUGGCGAAAAUCGUUGAGCUGGAGAAACAACUCAUGCACAGAAAUAAAGAGCUGGAGUCUAUUCGGGAGGUGUAUAAAGAUGCCAGCUCUCAAGUGCACACACUACGGCGGAUGGUGAAGGAGAAGGACGAGGCCAUUCAGAGGCAGUGCAACCUGGAGAAGAAGAUCCACGAGCUAGAGAAACAGGGAACCAUCAAGAUCCAGAAGAAAGGGGAUGGGGACAUAGCCAUCCUGGCGUCCCCUCCACCGGGGAACGGGCAUCUACCAGGUUCAGAGGGUGUAGUUGGGCUGUCCGGUGAGGGCCUGGUCAGUUACACAGGUGUGGCUAACGGGACGGCCCAUAGUGUGUCCAUGCCUGAACCUCCACCACCCCCUCCUCCUAUGCCGGCAACAGUACCAAAUGGGCUCUCUGCUGCUCCAGCACCAGCACCCCCUCCUCCUCCUCCUCCUCCUCCUCCUCCUCUUCCAGGUCCUGGUGUGGAUAUAUCUGCCCCUAUGCCUCCUCCACCCCCUCCCAUGGCCCCUCCACUUCCAGGCUGCGGAUCACCAACCGUCAUCAUGAACUCAGGACUGGCAGCUGUGAAGAUUAAGAAGCCCAUCAAGACUAAGUUCCGUAUGCCGGUGUUUAAUUGGGUGGCGCUGAAACCCAAUCAGAUCAACGGCACUGUGUUCAACGAGAUCGAUGACGAGAGAAUACUUGAGGAUCUGAAUGUGGAUGAGUUUGAGGAGAUGUUUAAGACGAAAGCACAGGGUCCAGCCAUAGACCUCACCUCCAGCAAACAGAAGACCUCUCAGAAAGGACCAAACAAAAUCUUACUGCUGGACUCCAACAGGGCUAAAAACCUGGCCAUCACCCUCAAAAAAGUGGGCAAGACAUCAGAGGAGAUCUGCAGAGCCAUCCAAAUGUUUGACCUGCGGACAUUGCCUGUGGAUUUCGUGGAGUGUUUGUUGAGGUUCAUUCCAACGGAAGCCGAGCUGAAAGUUCUGCGUCAGUACGAGAAGGAACGCAAACCUCUGGAGAACCUGACAGACGAGGAUCGCUUCAUGAUCCAGUUCAGCAAGAUCGAGCGUCUCAUGCAGAAGAUGACCAUCAUGGCAUUCCUGGGGAACUUCACCGAGAGCGUUCAGAUGCUCACUCCGCAACUUCAUGCCGUUAUUGCAGCUUCUGUCUCUAUUAAGUCCUCUCAAAAACUCAAGAAGAUUCUGGAAAUCAUCCUGGCUCUGGGAAACUACAUGAACAGCAGUAAAAGAGGAGCGGUAUAUGGCUUCAAACUGCAGAGCUUAGACCUGUUAUUAGACACUAAAUCAACAGAUCGCAAGGUCACUCUUCUGCACUAUAUAGCAAAUGUAGUGAAGGAAAAAUACCAGCAGGUGUCGCUCUUCUAUAAUGACCUGAACUAUGUGGAGAAAGCUGCCGCAGUGUCUCUAGAGAAUGUCUUGUUAGACGUGAAGGAGAUGCAGAGAGGGAUGGAUCUGACCAGGAGAGAGUACAGCAUGCACGGCCACAACACAAUGCUCAAAGACUUCAUACAGCAGAAUGAGAAUAAACUCAAAAAACUUCAGGAUGAUGCCAAGAUCGCUCAGGAUGCCUUUGAUGAAGUGGUGAAAUUCUUUGGAGAAAAUGCCAAAACAACACCACCGUCUGUGUUUUUCCCAGUGUUUGUGCGCUUUGUCAAAGCAUACCGGCAAGCAGAGGAGGAUAAUGAACAGAGGAAAAGACAUGAGCAGAUGAUGAUGGAGAAGCUGAUUGAGCAAGAAGCUAUGAUGGAGCAAGAGGAUCAGAAGUCUCCCUCUCAUAAGAACAAGCGUCAGCAGCAGGAGUUGAUCGCAGAGCUGAGGAAGAAGCAGGUGAAGGACAGCAGACAUGUGUAUGAGGGUAAAGACGGAGCCAUUGAGGACAUUAUCACAGAUCUGAGAAACCAGCCGUACAGGCGCGCUGACGCCGUCAGGAGGAGCGUCCGAAGACGAUUUGAUGAUCAGAAUUUGCGGCCAAUCAACAGUGCAGAGAUGGUCAUGUGACGAGGGAAAAGGGGAUGUGAUUGGAUGGGCUGGAGGAGUGGAGGUGGAGCUAACUGCUCCCGAACAAAAUAAUGAAGGAUUGAUGCAGAUGACAGCAGGUCUGAAAGUCAAGUGCCUAUAUUUAACACCUGUCCCAUCAGGUGUUGAAUCAUACAUGUGUUUUAGUCAUAGUCUUCUGUCUGUGAUUUUUUUAUAUGACAAACAGUGUCUUUUAUCCAAUGGCGCUUAAAUCGUAGAUGGUGAGAUCAGUGUUUUUCUCAAGAAAGUGUCAGAAUGUAAAACUGUUCCAACACUUUAUGUAUCGUGAACCUUUACAAAGGCCUCUUACAUUCCAGUGCUUUCGCCACAGAUCAAAAUCGACCAAUCGUGCGUUCUCUGAAUGGCUAAUCUACUA
This is a messenger RNA of Pimephales promelas (fathead minnow), 3904 nucleotides long. The record is from RefSeq and is a predicted model, not a curated record. Lineage: Eukaryota; Metazoa; Chordata; Actinopteri; Cypriniformes; Leuciscidae.